AUGACGGUUGCUGCUGCUGCCCGAUACCGGGCCGAGCAGGAUGCGGUUUUUCGCAAUGAGACCAGCAAAGUCGUGGCCAAGGCUCAGACGGGGACUAAAUGGGAGAUUAGCAUGCCUGUAUCUCCAAUACGCCCUAUAGAACUCACGGGAGAUGGCGAUGUCAGGAAUCCUGCCAUCGAUUUCUCCGCUGCAACUGUCCAAAUGGUAGAACGCACAAAGGUCACUAUCCGAACCCUCUCCGUUCCACUAGAAGACGAGGCUACCUACUAUUUCUUCCACAACUUCGUCCCUGCGGACCCUGCCUCUCUGACAACGUAUUCUGACGUGCUGCCUACGGUCUAUCGGCAAGACUCCUCCUUCAAUGCUCUGCCCAAGAUCAUCGAAGCCAUAGGCUUGGCGGGCAUCUCGAACGUGAAGCAGGCGCCGGAACUUAUGGUCGCGGCGGGUCAAAAGUAUGCGAGGGUAUUGCGUGCCAUCACUGCUUCCAUUCAAGAUUCGAAAGAAACUGUCACAUGUUCAAAUCCUGAGUCUAUGAGGUCUUGGACCAACCACGUCAAUGGAGCUACUGCGCUAGUGCGCCUACGUGGAACGGAUCAAUUGCGAACAAAGGUUGGGCGCAAACUUUUUGACAAUCUAGUUGUUCAGAUUCUCAUCGACUGCCUCCAAAGGCGUCAAAUGAUCCCUCCGGAUGUCAUCGAAUGGGCUGAGAUUGCUGCUGAAGGUGAAACCAAGAAGGCGGUACCCGAGAGGCAGCUAAUCCAAAUAAUUGGGCGCCUUUGCGCUCUGCGAGCUGCUGUAGAUAGACCAGAAACCAACGACAUUGGAGUCGUCACACUGGCGAAUUUUAUUGACUCUGAUCUGGAAGAUUGGAAGAACAGCCUUCCACCAGCCUUCUCUUACUCGAUUAAACAGAGCCCCAACACCGAAAAUGUCUUCUCCAACACGUAUCACGUCUACAAAGGCACGUGGGCCCUUUCAGUCUGGAAUGUAUACCGUUGCGCUCGCAUCCUCACCCAGCAAGUGAUCACGACUUGGCUUAGUCGCAACUCCAUGCCGAAUCCAGCCCUUGACCAAUCACAACGACGCCAAUCCAAGGUUCUACUUGCAAAUCUUGCUUACGACAUUUGUGCAAGUGCUCCCUUCAUCUUGGGAGCCUCAAACUCGUCCGUGUACUCGUCCCGGCUCCCAAGAGCUGCGGCAGGGGCAUCUCUGCUAUGGCCUUUCUACCUUGUUGCAACGAUGGAUCAAUGUCUUACCGGAAUACGUGCUUGGAUCAUUACCCGGCUUGCACUGAUUGGACGGCUCAUGGGCAUCAAACAAGCCGAGUCUUUGGCUAAUGUUUUAAGAACCAAAAGAGAGAUCACGGCGUGGGAUAAAUUCGAGACAGCGCGCGCAGACGAGGUGCUUGAUGAAUGGUGA
Molecule: messenger RNA, 1419 nt
Organism: Letharia lupina
Lineage: Eukaryota; Fungi; Ascomycota; Lecanoromycetes; Lecanorales; Parmeliaceae
Exons: 4
Coding region: 1-1419 (472 amino acids)
Source: RefSeq, a predicted model, not a curated record